Beta vulgaris subsp. vulgaris (sugar beet) is the source of this 609-nucleotide messenger RNA. Lineage: Eukaryota; Viridiplantae; Streptophyta; Magnoliopsida; Caryophyllales; Amaranthaceae. The record is from the annotation of a RefSeq genome assembly.
AUGAAAAAUGACAUUUAUCUCCUUGGUGAGGUAGUGCAAAAAGCCCAAGAGUUAUAUUGGAAGAACUACAAGAUCGACAUAGAAUGCAAGGUAACUCUUUCUUCAGUGGCUCUAACCAUCUUUCGUAUGAAGUACUACGACGUUAACUCCCUCUAUCCUUAUGUAAUGCAUGAUUUUCCGAUGCCUGGAGGUGAGCCUGAGUGGCAUGGAAAUCUGGGUGAUAAGGACUUAGAUAGCCUCUUUGGCUUUAUUGAGGCAUAUGUGGAAUGCCCCGAGACUAUAAAGAGACCCUUCCUUCCCUUUCGGGAUAAAAAAAGGGGUCUUAUCUUUCCAACGGGGUCUUUUUUUGGUGUCUACUAUAGUGAGGAGUUAAAGUAUGCAAGAGACAUAGGCUACACUGUGAUCCCGCUCUCAGGCUACCUCUUCCAGAAGAAGGAAAGCCCGUUCAAGGACUAUGUUAGCACUCUUUAUAAUAGCAGAUUAAAGGCUAAGAAGGAAGGAAAUGACGCCCUUGCCUUUCUGUAUAAGAACCUUUUGAAUUCGCUGUACGGAAGGUUUGGAAUUCACCCUAAAAGCACGAUAACCUUGAUCUGCGAUGACAAUAAAUAG